CUUGAAUGGAAACUCUGCGUCCCACCCACACCACUUAAAUACAACCAAGAUAGUCGAAGAAAUACAAGCUUCCAGGAAGAGACUGCAAGAAAACUAAACAAUGAGCUACCCUGGAUACCCCCCUCAGGCAGGAGGAUAUCCCCCGCAGGCAGGAGGAUACCCACCGCAGGCUGGGGGUUACCCUCCACAACCAGGUGCUUACCCACCACAGCCAGGAGCUUACCCUCCCCAAGCGGGAGGUUACCCUCCACAGCCGGGUGGCUAUCCUCCUCAAGCUGGAGGCUACCCACCACAGGCAGGAGGAUAUCCACCUCAAGCUGGAGGUUACCCACCACAGGCUGGAGGAUACCCACAGGCACCACCUCCAGGCAGCUGGGGUGGAGGGCCUACGGGUGGAUAUCCCUCCAUUGGUCUUGAUGGCUUAUCCAACCCUGGAUACAAUCCUGGCAUGCCAGGAGGAACCAUGCCACCACAACAAAACCAGGGUCCAGCAAUGGGUUAUCCUGGUCAGCCUGGCCAGCCAAUGCCUGGAUACCCCGGUGCACCAUCACCCAACCCAUCCAUGCCAGGUUAUGGAGGAGCACCAGCACCUAUGCCUGGGUACCCAAAUGCCCCAUCAGCAAAUCCAUCCAUGCCAGCCUAUGGUGGAGGAGGAGCCAUGCCAAUAGCUCCACCUAUCAAUAGAGGAUUCAGGGGAACAAUCAUGGACUUUCCUGGAGCUGACCCUCUCAAAGAUGCGGAGGUCCUGAGGAAGGCCAUGAAGGGCUUUGGAACUGACGAGCAAGCCAUCAUUGAGUUGCUCGGGAGUCGGUCCAACAAACAGCGCGUUCCUUUGCUCCGGUCUUACAAAACCGCCUAUGGCAAGGAUCUGAUUAAGGAUCUGCAUUCAGAACUGUCUGGGGAUUUCAGGAAGCUCGUCAUGGCCAUGCUGAAGACCCCCACUGAGUUUGAUGCCUCUGAACUCAACAGUGCCAUAAAGGGAGCUGGAACUGAUGAGGCCUGUCUAAUUGAGAUCCUGUCUUCUCGCUCCAAUGCUGAAAUCAAGGAGAUUAGCCGUAUUUACAAACAAGAAUACAAGAAGUCACUGGAGGAUUCAAUUAGUGGAGACACCUCAGGCCACUUCCGCAGGCUCCUGAUCUCUCUCGCUCAGGGUAAUCGGGACGAACGAGAAAAUGUCGACAUCUCGCUGGCUAAACAAGAUGCUCAGGCCCUGUAUGCUGCUGGAGAAAACAAACUGGGAACAGAUGAGUCCAAAUUCAAUGCCAUUUUAUGUGCCAGGAGCAAAUCCCAUCUCAGAGCAGUAUUCAUGGAGUACCAGCAGAUGUGUGGUAGGGAUAUUGAGAAGAGCAUCAGCAGGGAAAUGUCUGGCGAUCUUGAGAGUGGCAUGUUGGCAGUGGUGAAGUGCAUUAAAAAUACACAUGCAUAUUUUGCUGAAAGACUCUACAAGGCCAUGAAGGGAGCUGGGACAAAAGACAAAACUCUGAUCCGGAUCAUGGUCUCCCGUUCCGAGGUUGACAUGCUGGACAUUCGCCAGGAGUAUUUGAAAAAUUACGGCAAGUCUCUGUACACUGCGAUCUCUGGAGACACAUCAGGAGACUACAAGAAACUCCUACUCAAGCUCUGCGGGGGCAGUGACUGAAAAAGGGAGACAUUCUGUCGACUUCUUUACAGAUGUUUCUUCAAAUAUAAUCUUUCUGAAUCAUCUGUAUGCACUAUACACACACUGCGUACUUGCAUGCCAUGUCAAUGCUUUCAAUGCAAAAUUUACCUAGCUUUGAAAAGCUCAUACAUAUUGUUACCUUUCUAUAAACAGUAUGUUUAAAAAAGAAAACGUUUUAUAUAUUUUUUGUUUGUUUGUACUAUAUUGGCCGGAUAUGACAGUACAUGGAUUUACAAAAUGGAUUUGUAAGAGUUUACAUCGGCUUUUGAAGAGCUAUAUAUAUAUAAAUAUAUAUUUUAAAAGAUUUUUUGUGCCAAUAUGAUCAGAUACUGAACUGUAUCUGAUGUUUAGCAGCUAGCUAAUUUUCAGCAAUGCUGAUAAAAGUGAGGCAUGUAAUACAUAGCAGCUAAGUACCAAAGUAAAAGAUAAUGCUUGCAAUUGUACAAUCUCUUCUAUAUUUUUUUUCUAGUCUUGAGUUUUGUUUCUAAAAGCUAUGUUUGCAGUAGUUUUGUCACAUAAAGGUCACUAUAGUUCAUCAUUGAGCAUGAUGUUUCAUAAUUAAGGUGCCAUUUUCAGGGGAUUCAGGAAAUAAAUACUGAGGAUGUACACUGG
This is a messenger RNA of Pelmatolapia mariae (spotted tilapia), 2272 nucleotides long. It is a transcript of the gene anxa11a, whose product is annotated as annexin A11a. Lineage: Eukaryota; Metazoa; Chordata; Actinopteri; Cichliformes; Cichlidae. Gene Ontology annotation, cellular component: cytoplasm. Gene Ontology annotation, biological process: phagocytosis; cytokinetic process. Gene Ontology annotation, molecular function: calcium ion binding; calcium-dependent phospholipid binding. The record is from RefSeq and is a predicted model, not a curated record. The transcript is spliced from 15 exons. Bases 101 to 1639 code for a protein of 512 amino acids.